AUGUUUUGUAUCGAACAAUCAGACUAUAUAGAACACUACCAAAGAGCUUACAACGUACUAAUAGUAGACACUUACGAGUCCUUCAUGCGACUAUACCGCGGCAUGAAUGAAACUACCUUCGUUCUUGAAGGACUUUUCAUUGUAGUGAUAACAAAUACCUCAUCCGGGAGCCUCGACACCAUGCGGAAGAUAUUUCAAAGGUUUUGGAAGAUUUCUGUAGUCGAUGUGACCCUGAUUACUCAACGGAAAUUCGGGGACGUCAUUGACUUUUACACCUACUUCCCAUUUACAGACACCCAUUGCCGAGAAGUUGUCCCGAUUGCCAUUAACUCAUUUAAGGAAGGCUCAUUUGAAAAAAAUGUGACAAUUUUUCCAACAAAGUUGGAUAAUUUUCAUGGUUGCCCUUUGAAUGUGGUCACCUGGCAACUUAUGCCAUUCGUGAGCCUUACGCAUUUCAACAAUGGCAGCAUCUUUCCAGACGGAAUAGAUGGCAAGCUUCUAAGAGUAUUGUCGCAAAUAAGGAAUUUCUCAAUAUCUAUCCAGAUACCCCAAGGCGAUAGUAAGCGUGGAGAAGUUUUUAAAAAUGGAACCGCAACUGGUGCCAUACAAAUGAUUAUGGAAGGAGAUGGAGAUUUCACAAUAUGUGGAUAUGGAACAACCACUGAAAGAGCUUUGCAUAUGUCAGCUACUGUGAGUUAUCUGUCAGCUGAUAUGGUUUUCGCAGUGUCCCUCCGUGCUCCAUAUUCAUCCUUUGAGAAGCUCUUUUUUCCAUUCGAUCCUCUAGUUUGGACGCUUAUCUUUACAACAUUAAUGGUAGGACUAGUGGUUACAACGGUGCUUAAAUUGUUCGGAGAGAAGUAUCUUGAAUUCGUAGCUGGUCAGCAAAACAGAUCGCCGAACACACACAUGCUCAGUAUAUUUCUCGGUGGAAAUAUCCCAAACACCCCGCAAAGAAACUUCGCUAGGACUUUGUUAAUUCUUUGGAUUAGCGUUACUAUUGUAGUGAGAAGCUCAUACCAAGGGUCAAUGUACAAGUAUUUGCAAUCCAGGGAAGUUCCAAAAAAAGAAAGAUCACCAGAACAGUUAGUCAAUGACAGCUACAAGAUAUACUUUUGGGGUCAUCAUACCUUCAUAGUCGACACAAUGCAAUUGAAUGAGGACCAAUACGUUCUAAUGGAAGGCGACACUUUAAAGUAUUACAAACUUCUCUACGAGCCUGGAUUCAAAGGACUUAUUCUGGACACCGAGUUUGGUGUUCUGUACAACAACGCUCUCAACCGGAAUAAACCAACCAUAAGGCCAUUGGAGAAGCACAUGUUUGCUUUUCCCAUGACUAUCUUUUGCAAGAAGAACUCUUAUUUCCCUAAGGCGUUCGAUGGGGCUCUACUGAAUUUCAUUGGGAGUGGUCUCGUACUCAAAUGGGCCGCGGAGAUAUUGAACCGAUCCUACGAUGAUGCAAAACUACUGAACACUGAACACAAAAGCAUUUCUUAUAGAGAUUUGGAAGGAUGCUUUCAAAUAUGUGGAGUCCUUGCUGCUACUUCAACUUUAAUUUUCAUAGUAGAAAUCAACGCAAUGCGAUGGAAAUAUUCAAAAAGAUUAAUGGACUUUUUCACUUACUGA
This is a messenger RNA of Hermetia illucens (black soldier fly), 1623 nucleotides long. RefSeq lists its product as uncharacterized. Bases 1 to 1623 code for a protein of 540 amino acids. Lineage: Eukaryota; Metazoa; Arthropoda; Insecta; Diptera; Stratiomyidae. The record is from RefSeq and is a predicted model, not a curated record. The transcript has 3 exons.